Messenger RNA from Aspergillus saccharolyticus JOP 1030-1, 1770 nucleotides. RefSeq lists its product as uncharacterized. Lineage: Eukaryota; Fungi; Ascomycota; Eurotiomycetes; Eurotiales; Aspergillaceae. Gene Ontology annotation, molecular function: nucleic acid binding. The transcript has 4 exons. The record is from RefSeq and is a predicted model, not a curated record. The coding region runs from base 1 to 1302 and encodes 433 amino acids.
AUGCCUCCCAUUGUCUACCCCCCCUCGUACUCUGCGCAGGGUGCUCACUAUCCUGGCUUCUAUGUGCCAUCAUACCAUCCACAGGCCCAGGCGGCAGCUCUCGCUCCUCUUGGUCCCAUUCCUCUUCCUCCUCUUGAUCCCACUCCUCUCCCUCCUCUUGGUCCCACUGCUCUCCCUUUUCUUGGUCCCACUCCUCUGGAGUAUGGAAUGGGUACGUUCCCCGGACCUGAGUGGCAGCAGGGGCACUAUGGGUCUGGGUAUGGCCUGCCUGGAUAUAGCCAGUUCCAGCAUCAUCAGCCUCAGCCAUAUCAGCCCCUGUUCUGGGGGCAUCAUGGUUAUUCAGGGCAGAUGAACGCUGGGAACGGCCAGCCAAUGCAGUUGACCGAUGCAACUGCCCAGGGAAUGCUUCCCAAGGAGAACACCAUCUUCGUCGGCAACCUAAAGAACAACGUCGACGUACGAUGCCUCGUCGCAGGUAUCAAACAGAUAUUUGCAGGACUAGGUCUCUGCUGGGUCAAGUUGCAUAUGACCAUCAAGACCCGAAAUGGCACGAGCUGCAGUCUCCCUACUGCCUUUGUCACGUUCUGGACCUCCGACAUAGCACGAGCGGUGCUCAACAGGGCAGAGCCCUUCAGAUUGUACGGUCGUGACUUGCGCAUUGAAGCAGUCGAUGGAGGCCGAUUUUAUCCGAGGCCCGCCAACACACAGCCAGUCCCGCACUAUCAGGGCGUCCCAGAGGCAGGCUCCCCGGGCGUCCCAGAGGCAGGCUCCCCGGGCGUCCCAAGGCCAAGCGGCCAGGCCAUCCCAGCUCAAGAAGACCAGAGCCGCAAUGAGAAGGACCCGCCGGUCGAAAUCAUAGAAUGCAUGUAUGACGAGGAGUACGCUGCGGUGCGCCGAGUUUACAUGGAGGCGGAAAUGCGGAAGAAGGGGCUUACUCUUCCCAAGAAGGACAGCCAAGCGCCUCAGGGCUCUUCCUCCUCCUCCUCCUCCUCCUCCUCCUCCUCUUCGCUGCUGAAGCAGAGCAACGAGGUUGACGAGGAGAAAAGAAAGAGGAUCAAAAAGACCGUGACGUACGUGAAGAAGUUGUUGAACAUCCCAAUGGAGGAUGAAGAGGACGCAGCGGAGAUCCCUCAGCCGUCGCCACAGAUCGUCGUCGCAGCCAAGGACGUCUCAGCGACCCCCUCCCCCCUCACGGAGGGAAGCAGUACUACUGGCGAAACAUCGUCUGCUGCUUCUUGUGCCCUUGAAGAGCCUCAGAAGUCUGAGGGUGACGUUCCCAUGCCUGCAGGCGCCGAUGUCUGAGGGGGCUUCGUGGUUUUUGGUUUCUUGAUUUUGAAUAUCUCUUGCUAAAUGUUGCUUAAUUUGCUUUUGGGGGUUAUCUGUUUGUUUCUUGACUUGCUGAUCUUUUUGAAUCUCCUCUUGGAAAUCAUCACAUCACUUAACUUGUCAGGUGUUCGGUAGUGUUCUUCACCUGCGUAUACCCAUUUUGUCAUGCUUCUUGGCUGGAGUCAUGUGCGAGUGAAGUUUUUCGGGCCCUGACUUGAUAAAGUCCUCUUUCUUGCUCUUGCUCUUGUGUCUUGCGAUAUGCAUCAUGUGUCAGUACUUUUGUGGUGUUGAAUGCGAGUGAUCUUGCUCCAAGUCUUUCCUCUAUGAUCACGUAGCGUACUGUACCUGUAGACUGACACCUCGUGUCACAGAGUAAGGAGCCAGUUGCAUUUGUAACUGUAGAGUGAUUACUCGUAGAACAGGGAAACAGGCCGCAUAAAAAAG